CAAUCCCCAUUGGACCAUUAAUGGUUUUAAAGGCGGCAAAAAAGAAAUAAACCCCAUAAAUUAACAAUAAAAUUCAACACAUUUCCUCUAAAAAUAUAUUCAAUCAAAUCAAAUAAACCUAAAAAAACCAUUCUUUUCUUCCUCAUUCUGCAUCCUUCAACUGCCGUGAAGCGGCGAAAUCAGGUGGUGUUACCCUUACAAAAAUUCAAACCCCCAAUUUUCAAAAAUUUCCAUGGAAAUUACAAUUUUUGCAGCUUCAAUUUCAACACUAGGAUUCAGGUCUUUCAGAUAGUAGUUUGAUCUGAGGGGGAGUUUUCGGGGGAAAUGGAAGAGCUUGGUCAGCUAAAACGAGCUCUGAUUGAUUCGUCAGCUGGAGCUAUUUCUGGUGCUAUUUCUCGCACUGUUACAUCACCCCUGGAUGUCAUUAAGAUCAGGUUUCAGGUCCAACUGGAACCAACAACUUCAUGGGCUUUACUUCACAGAAACAUGUAUGGGCGAUCCAAGUACACUGGAAUGUUACAGGCAGCUAAAGACAUUUUAAGAGAAGAAGGCCUACCGGGUUUUUGGCGUGGGAAUGUCCCAGCUCUCCUCAUGGUAAUGCCAUAUACAUCCAUACAAUUCACGGUUUUGCACAAGUUUAAGACAUAUAUGUCUGGCUCUUCCAAGGCAGAAGACCACAUUCAUUUGAGUCCUUACUUGUCCUACAUCAGCGGCGCCAUUGCAGGAUGUGCCGCCACUGUUGGAUCAUAUCCGUUUGAUCUUGUACGCACCAUAUUGGCUUCACAGGGUGAGCCAAAGGUGUACCCCAACAUGAGGUCUGCAUUUGUAGGUCUUUUUGAUACACGUGGCUUGAGGGGAUUGUAUGCUGGUUUGUCACCUACACUAGUUGAAAUAAUACCCUACGCAGGCCUUCAGUUUGGCACUUAUGACACUUUCAAGCGUUGGUCUAUGGCCUGGAAUCAAAUUCGAUAUUCUGGAGAAAAUGGCACCAGCGACAAUAACCUUUCAAGCUUCCAGCUUUUCAUCUGUGGAUUAGCAGCUGGUACAUGUGCUAAGGCUGUCUGCCACCCUUUGGAUGUCAUCAAGAAGAGAUUCCAGAUUGAAGGACUGCAAAGGGAUAUACGAUAUGGAGCAAGAGUGGAGCAAGGUGCCUACAAGAACAUGUAUGAUGCACUCUUGCGAAUUUUGCAAGCAGAAGGGUGGGCUGGUCUCUAUAAAGGCAUUGUUCCUUCCAUUGUGAAAGCGGCACCUGCAGGUGCUGUAACCUUUGUGGCGUAUGAAUUUUCGUCUGAGUGGUUAGAGUCCAUUGUAACAAGAAGCUAAUCUAUUUUCCAUCCCCUCUUUUAUUCCUUAAAGGUUUCUCUCUUUUUUGCUUUUUUCCUCUGGUUAUUUUACUUUCAGCUUAUAGUGUUCAAUUCUUUACCAUUUAGGAGACCCUAAAAAGAUGAAAGGGUCUAUCUCUCAUACCCUUUACCAAUUCUUUCGUCUUACCCCAUAAUUUGGGAUUUGGAUUCCCUGCAAAGUGAAAUUGUGCGAUGUUCCAAUAUAGUGUUAGAUGGCUUCCACAUAUACGAGGCUUGUUCGGUGUGGAAGCCAUGUAAUGCCCGUUAUUCAGGCAUUGCAAGAAUUGUUGCGACUGCAGAAGAUUCUAAUCCUGUUGUAAGUGGCAGGUAUUGGGAUCGGAAGGAGAGCAUAAAAAUGAAGAAUUUGAGGCUUUACUAGGCAAUGUAGCCACUUUGGACUGCUGUCCUAGCAGUAACUGUAUAAUUGUUGUGGCAAUAAGCUUAUAAAGUAUUCUUGAUUGAUGA
Beta vulgaris subsp. vulgaris (sugar beet) is the source of this 1808-nucleotide messenger RNA. Its product is annotated as mitochondrial thiamine diphosphate carrier 2. The transcript has 8 exons. Lineage: Eukaryota; Viridiplantae; Streptophyta; Magnoliopsida; Caryophyllales; Amaranthaceae. Gene Ontology annotation, cellular component: mitochondrial inner membrane. Gene Ontology annotation, molecular function: thiamine transmembrane transporter activity. The record is from RefSeq and is a predicted model, not a curated record. Gene Ontology annotation, biological process: thiamine pyrophosphate transmembrane transport. The coding region runs from base 325 to 1323 and encodes 332 amino acids.